This is a messenger RNA of Sclerotinia trifoliorum, 2300 nucleotides long. Lineage: Eukaryota; Fungi; Ascomycota; Leotiomycetes; Helotiales; Sclerotiniaceae. The record is from the annotation of a GenBank genome assembly.
AUACAUUGCUUGUGAUUUAUCUCGUUGUUCUGGUGGGGAGAAUUAAUGGAUGAUUUCUUACCAUGCGGUUCGAGAUUGGCAGGAGAGGUAAGAACCAUCGUUAGCUAUCUAAUGGAAGGAGCGGUAGGGACUACCACCACGGACUGCCUGUCCCUCACAAAUUUUCCAGUAUCCUCAUUCAAAUACAUCAUAGUAAUAAUUAUCGUCAUUGUUUUUUGGCAGCCGCUCGUUUUGUCAACUCGUUUCUAAUAUCCAUCCCUAAUCUUGGAAUAUCCACACAGCCCGUCAUUGAUCUUCCUUCAGUAAGACCAAUCCAUGACAACAUUCCCACUCCAUCUCUACCUACUUUUCGCGCCACUCGUCCCUAAAAAUGACUCUAGGCUCGAUGUCUAACCUUGAAACAAGCCAGCCGGACGAAUCGAAAACUUCGUCUAUACCUUUUGCCUCUCCUUCUGGUAGCUCUAGUCCUGAAAGUAAUACAUCGAUUUCUCCACUUUCGUCUGCUUCUUUCGUUAGAUCACUCAAGGAUCGUGUUGUGCCACCGACUCUAGUCGACUUGUCAGAUGAGGUGGUACUUCAGAAAUUCGUGAAAAUGACUCCAACUAUGAAGAUCAUGGGUAAAGGUAAAGGGUUGGAAGUUACCACCUUUACUCGGUAUGAGGCUUUCCCUAUAUUGGUCGACACUUCAAUCCCGUCAAAAGAAUUUGAAUUUGGUACUUUCGUUUCCUUCGAGAAUUUCUUAUUUGUUCUAACAUGUCAUCAACUAGAUAUUACUCAAACCAACGAAACACCUGUAGCCAUGUUAAUACGCUCACCAGGCUCUGCUGGUUCCGGAUCACAUACUACCCAAGGUAAAAGACCAAAACUCAAGGCAUAUAAACCUUUUACAACUCUGGGGUAUAAAGGAGGGCACAAGUUCAAGCAGAUCAAAAAGGAAAACGAUGACAUUUUUGAGGAUGCACCAGUCGAACCAAAAUCUCGUACUGAAGUUUACGCAGAAUUCAACACGGCUCCGUCAUCACCAGCAAGACGUUUAUCAAUUUCUGACAAACAUGAUAUGGAUGCUGACAAACAUGAUAUGGAUGGUUCGUACGAUGAUAAGCCUGAAUUCUCCCCUGGCACAACCAUACAAGACUUUGGUGCAUUGCCCGAUCAUCUCCGGGGCCCUUGCUUUGAAGUGAGCCCGAGAACGAGCGUUUUGGAUGGUCCAACCAUUAUUCCAAAUAUAGACAACAUAUUGUCUAUGAAUAGAGCUGAUACCUCAUUGGAAUCAUCCCUCAUGAGACCUCUCGAGGCAGUGCCUGAAGCAUUGACAUCUCCAGAAGUAGUUGGGAACUGUAUGGAACAAUCUGACGGCCCCGCUCCUAUUCCCGCCAUUGUACCAGACGUUGGUGUUGAUUCUCCAGUUGGAGAGUUACCUGUCGACCCAAUAGUAAAGGAAAAUAAGGACGCAAAGCGCACACACAAAACCAUUAAGAAGGUUCGAUCGGGCAUAAGAAAAGGCAGAUAUCGUUGUCUGAGGACACCGAUACUCGUGGUGAUUCUAGGAAAAGAGCUUUCAAAACCAACCAAAAUAGCCAUUGAAAAUAUCGCAAGUGGACUUCCCUCAGGCCUUGGUGAAGUAGAGCCCCUUUCCAAGUGAUGACAAAGAUGUCUUUGCGAUGAGAGCUAAAUUCAAUAAGAUGGAAGGACCUCUCUCGCCGUCCGCUCCGCUUCCCCAACUUGAACGACUUACGCCUAAUCCUGUAACAGAAAACGAUUGUUGUGAUGACUUGGAGUGCUAAAUUUGAAUGCUUUGGUAUUUUUGAGGAUUGAAAUUGAGCUUGGUAACGAUUGCAGACGGAAUGGCUUGUUAGAAUGGAUACUAUCAUACACCCUAAUACAAGGAAGUUGAGAACCUCAAUCAAAAGCCUCUAAUGAUGAAAUGUGAAAAGUUCUAGAAUUUGAGAUGAUAUGUCUGAAAUAUUUUUUGCGAACUCAUAUUAGAUGAACUUUCCUCUCUGAGAUUUAACAGUGACAGAGAUGUAGUUGAACGUAUGAGCUUGACACAGUUGAGGCUAUCUUUAGCACAGAGUUACUCAGUAAAUGGAGAGACAGGAAACGCGAUUGUUUUAGAAAACAUUAGUUCAACUGAAGGACCUUUCCAUGGGUCAUUAAUUGGGAUUUUUGGGUUUGUGUAAUUGUCUGGAUCUUUGACACGCUUCGGUACACGCUACCACCGUAGAGUUGGAGGCCGGCCGGCGACAUGGCAGACAUGAAGAUAUACUAUUGCAGCGAGGUCAGGACUGAAAAUUGCGCAG